AUGGGCCCAGCUCCUCGUGAGCGGUACAAUGCAAAGGCUCGUCAGGCAACCGCUGGAGGUUCUAAAAAGAAGGGAAAAAUAGGCAAACGAAACCCACACAUUAACGAUAAAACCCCGGAUUCAGAUCCAAAUGCUCUUUUCCAUACACCAAAGACGAACGAGGAGAAGGAACUCGAUAGAAAGGAAAAGUUAAAGCAGGAACUUGUCGCUCAAUCGGAAUCGAAAUGGACGAGCAAGAAAAAGAAAAGACUAGAAAAGUAUAUCGACAAAAAGCUUAAGAAGGAAGAAAGAGUGCACUUGUUUGAAAAACUAUCGCAGAGUCAGGCUCAACUACCUUCAAUUGUACAUUUCCAAUCGUCCGCGACAUUAGGAACGGGAAAAGCUACCACCCAUCAGGAUUUGUUGGAUAAACAGGAAGACAAGGAAAUAAGACGCGCGAUCGAGGGUCGUUCUGGAAAGCGAAAACGCCAUGAUGGUUUUUAUGAUGUUGUCGAAGCUGAGGCCGACGAUGAGGAAGGCGAAGAGGAAGAAGGAGAUUUUAUGACGGAAACCGGACUCCUCGAAGAACAAAUUGAACCCUCUCCGAAGCUUCCUGCUCCACAACCUACCGUCGGAAGUGCUCUGGCCCGCAACUCAGAUGGAACAGUCAUUGCUCCCAAGGUACGACCAAGAUCGAAAAACAAAAAGAUUGCAUUCUCGAGUUGGAAGAUGAAAGCAAAAGCCACCACGGAGGUUGAAUCAGACACAUCUUUUGACAGCUCGGAUUCCGCAUACGACUCCCCGGACGAUGAAGAAUGGACUGGAAUCGAAAAGCAAGAGAAUAACGCCGAUGAGGAGGAGGAGGAUAAUGAAGACAGAGAGGAAGAUGGCGAGGAAGAAUCUGAGGAAGAAGAUAGUGAUCAGAAUGAGGGAGACGAUAGUGAUCAAUAUGAGGGAGACGAUAGGUCUUCACCAACGAAGCUAAGAAAGAGUCUUGGUUUCAAAGAUUGGGCCAUAAAACAGCUGAACGUCGCCAAAGGAUAUGACCUCUCCCCACCCACUCCUCGAGACUCCUCACUACCGCUUUCCGACGCUGCUUCCAAACCGCCUCCCGCUAAAAAGCGAAAGCGUAACCCCAGCGAUCAACCAGAAAUGCGUGGACCUUUAGGAGAAGACCUUAUAUUACCCUCCAACUCGUUCGCUCAACAGCUAUUCUCAAGAACACCUUCCGGGAAAGUUGAUAAAGACGGUUCUGUAUCCAAACGCAAGUUCAUCUCGGUAUUACGUCCAGACGAUGUGCAGGAAUCUAGGUUACUGCUACCUGUUGUCGCGGAGGAGCAGCCAAUUAUGGAAGCUGUUCUUCUCAAUCCUGUGGUGGUCGUAUGCGGUGAAACUGGAAGCGGAAAAACCACGCAACUACCGCAAUUUUUGUAUGAAGCUGGGUUUGGUUCACCGGGCAGUGAAAAUCCUGGUAUGAUAGGAAUUACGCAACCAAGACGUGUGGCUGCUAUGUCAAUGGCAGCGCGUGUUGCACAGGAAUUAUCUUUAACUUCGUCGAAAGUAUCAUACCAAAUUCGGUACGACGCGACAGUAUCGCCAAUGACAUCGAUCAAGUUCAUGACCGAUGGUGUACUACUUCGAGAAUUAGCCACUGACUUUCUCCUCACGAAAUAUUCGGUCAUCAUCAUCGACGAGGCUCACGAGCGAAGCAUGAACACGGAUAUAUUAAUUGGUGUACUGAGUAGAGUUCUGAAACUUCGGGAGGAACUAUGGAAGGAAGGAAAGGAAGGAGCCAAGCCUCUUCGGUUGAUCAUUAUGUCCGCCACCCUUCGCGUGAGCGAUUUUGCCUCCAACAAAUCACUCUUUUCUACGCCACCCCCGGUCAUCAAUGUCGCCGCCCGGCAACACCCCGUCACUAUGCACUUCAAUAGACGUACUGUAUCAGAUUACGUCGCCGAAGCCAUAAAGAAGACUACCAAGAUACACACUCGCCUCCCACCUGGUGGCAUUUUAAUCUUCCUCACCGGUCAAAACGAGAUUCAAGGAGUGUGUCGAAAGCUUGAAGCAAGGUUCGGGAAAAAGGUUAUCGAGCAGAGAAGGAGAAGAAGGGGUGCGGGAUCCGCCAGUCGAAUCUUCGGCGUUGAUGAUGAUGUUUCAAAUGAGGCCCAGAAUAAUCCGAAAAGGGUCGGCGCUGCACAAGCUGAUGUUGAAGCGGAGGAUCUCGAGUUGGGUGAAACACAGGCUAACGAUGUCGCUUUUGAUAUUGAUGGCGAUGUAGAAGAAGAUCCAGAUGCGUUGGAUAGUGAUGAGGAAGAACUCCUUAACGAAGAACUCGGAAUCGACGUCGACGAAAGUGAAACACCUAUGCACGUGGUCCCUCUAUACUCCCUGCUUCCCAGCGACAAACAAAUGCGUGUAUUUCUGCCUCCGCCGACUGGGCAUCGACUAGUCGUCGUCGCCACAAACGUCGCGGAAACUUCAUUGACUAUACCUAACAUCCGUUACGUAGUUGACUGUGGCCGUGCGAAAGAGCGACGAUACGACGUCACAAACGGUAUACAAACAUUCCAAGUGGCCUGGAUAUCGAAAGCAUCGGCCGCUCAGCGUGCAGGUCGUGCAGGUCGUACCGGGCCGGGUCAUUGUUAUCGCCUAUAUUCCUCCGCCUUAUACGAGCAUCACUUUGACCAAUUCUCGAAGCCUGAGAUCCUCCGAAUGCCAAUCGAGGGUGUCGUCCUUCAAAUGAAAGGCAUGCAUAUUGAUGCAGUCGUUAAUUUUCCGUUUCCCACCCCUCCCGACCGCAACAAUCUGCAAAAGGCUGAAAAGGUGCUUCACUAUUUGGGUGCGCUCUCAAAAGAGGGCCAGAUAACCGAGUUGGGAAAAACUAUGUCGUUGUUCCCGCUGUCACCCCGGUUCUCGAGGAUGCUUGUAAGCGGCCAGCAGCACCAGUGUUUGCCCUUUGUUAUUGCAAUUGUGUCCGCGCUUUCAGUUGGAGAUCCUUUUUUGCACGAGGAAGCGUUGUUGGCUUCAGCGGAUAGUGAGGAUGAUGACGAUGAAGCUGAAAAACUGAAGCAUCUUACGAGUGCCGCAGUCCGCACCAAAGAGGCUCUUCGACUACGGCGGAAACAAUUCUUCGCCUCUCAACAUACCCAUUCCUCUUUGGGAGGCUUCACGAGUGAUAUAUUCCGGGUUCUAUCUAUCGUUGGAGCAUACGAAUAUGCCGGCGGCGGUGCACAGUUUUGUGCAGAACACUUUGUCCAACCAAAGGCUAUGGAAGAAAUACAUAAACUACGGGCGCAAAUCAGUAAUAUUGUUCAGACAAAUUUUCUUGGGAUAGAUACCGGCUUCGUCCCAAAUCUGAACCCGCCGAGUGAUUUACAAAUCAAAGUCUUAAGACAAUUGUUAACUGCUGCUUUCAUUGAUCAAGUGGCGGUCAGAAAAGAUCGAAUAGAUAAAAAUGCGGCCAGUGGCGCUCAAUAUGCUUCUGCUCAAGGUGUCGCAUACAAAGCUCUGGGAAUCGCUGAAGACGUUUUUAUCCAUCCUUCAUCCGUAUUGUUCAAGAACACUCCUCCAGAGUACCUCAUUUUCAAUGAAGUGGUGCGAACGAGCCAGGUUUGGCUCAAAGGGCUAACCGUCAUCAAUCCCGCGUGGUUAUCCUCUCUGGGUAAAUCAUCUCUCUGUACCUUUUCGAAACCAACAAAAAAUAGUGCCGGGAUUCUAACGGCGGUACCUCAUUUUGGUCCAGAUGGUUGGGAGUUACCGCCUAUCAAGGCAGAACAUCCUUAA
This is a messenger RNA of Lentinula edodes (shiitake mushroom), 3762 nucleotides long. RefSeq names its product P-loop containing nucleoside triphosphate hydrolase protein. The record is from RefSeq and is a predicted model, not a curated record. Gene Ontology annotation, molecular function: RNA binding; ATP binding. The coding region runs from base 1 to 3762 and encodes 1253 amino acids. Gene Ontology annotation, biological process: maturation of SSU-rRNA from tricistronic rRNA transcript (SSU-rRNA, 5.8S rRNA, LSU-rRNA). The transcript is spliced from 14 exons. Gene Ontology annotation, cellular component: nucleolus; intracellular anatomical structure. NCBI's taxonomy places the organism in Eukaryota, Fungi, Basidiomycota, Agaricomycetes, Agaricales, Omphalotaceae.